This is a messenger RNA of Epinephelus fuscoguttatus (brown-marbled grouper), 1917 nucleotides long. Its product is annotated as THAP domain-containing protein 6-like. The record is from RefSeq and is a predicted model, not a curated record. Lineage: Eukaryota; Metazoa; Chordata; Actinopteri; Perciformes; Serranidae. The transcript is spliced from 4 exons. The coding region runs from base 91 to 963 and encodes 290 amino acids.
UAUCGAUAAUAUCACAUUAAUUGAUAAGUAAAGGCAUACGGUAUCAGUGUGAGCUUAGUCAGUCAUGUGACCCGCACCACGGCCGUCGUCAUGGUCGUCAUAGCCCAUACCGCACCCUGGCUUGUGGGAUGCGUCGAUACCGCCGCCAUCUUGCCUAGGUGCUCUGACUGGUUCAGACCUGUGUCAGACUCGGCAAAAAUGCCACAUUUUUGCUCUGCAUUUGGGUGUACGAACGAGAGAAGUGUUAAAACCAAGCAGAAGGGAAUAACAUUCCACAGUUUCCCAAAAAACACAGAUAGGAGACGGGCAUGGGCAGCAGCAGUGAGGAGAAAGGACUUUGUUCCAAGUGACUCCUCAGUCAUCUGCAGCUGUCACUUCACACCUGAGGACUUCGACAGGACUGGGCAGACUGUCCGUUUAAGGGACGGAGUGACUCCCUCUGUAUUCAAUUUUCCCGAGUAUCUCUGCAAAGUGCCCAGUACAUCCAGGUCAACCAGGACAUCCCAAGCUGCUCUACAAAGUCCUGAUGUUCAGGUUCAGCCACCAGACAACCAGGAGGAGUCAACCUCAGAUCAUCAGUAUGCCCUUGACCUGACUGAUGUUAAACGGAAGUUAACUGAGGCACAGGAGAGGGUGGAUGAAUUGCAGAGAAAAUUGCGAAAUGCCAGGGAUCGAGAAAGAAGGCACACUAAAACAGUGAAAUCCCUGCUCCAGGAUUUAAAAGAGAAAAAGCUGCUUACAGAGGAACUGCAGCACACUUCUUCUAGGACCUCUCAAAGCUCCUCUAGAACCUCUAAAAGCUGCUGUAUGACCCCUAAAUCUUCCUCCAGGACCCAUAAAACGUCCUCUAGGCCCUCGAAAACUUCCUCUAGGACCUCUAAUACUUCCUCCAGGACCUCUAAAUCGUCCUCUAGGACCUCUAAACAUCUUCUAGGAACCCUGAAACACUCUCACGUCCUCUAAAACCUCCUUCAGGACCUCUAAAGCUUCCUCCGGGUCCCCUAAAACCUUUUCCAGGACUCCUAAAAAUGAUACUACUGUACACUGUAUAUAUUUUUUGUAAAUAUGACCUAAUAAUGUAAACAGUUCUGUGUCCAGGCUCUCAUGAGCACUGUGGUGUUAUACAUAUGAGAUUAAAGCAAACUUUUGUGUAAACAUGCAGCUCUAAGUCAUUUAUUUUCACUUGUACAAAACCAACAUUUGUUAAUCAGAAUGUGUAACUACACUGCAGCUCGGCACAUCCCUGCUGAUACACUAUUUUUUGCACAUUGUGUGACUUAAAAUGUGAAUAAACAUUUAUAAUCAAAAUUAAUAAUUAAAUGACAUCAUGGUGGCCAUUGGACAUCUAGUAAGAAAAAAGAAUAUUUAUUAUAUGGGGAAAGUUUAGUUUAAAUGUGUUGUAGAACUAUUACUGUUACUUUAUCUACAUAAGAUCAAAUAUUUUGGUAUGAAAAGCUGCAUUUUUUAUGUAACCAAGCAUCCUGUAUCAAAACUACAUGUCUGACGAUUAAUCAUAGUCUCCUGCCUCAACAGACAUACAUGCAUUAGGCAACUUAAAAUCUGUAUUUGAACACAGUUUAUGUGGUGCUGGAUUGUGAUGUGAUGCUUGAUCUGAUGCUUGGACUGACUGCUGGACUUUGGUCUGAAUAUGUCUUGAAUACUUGUUUUUCCUUUUAUUUUCUAUUUUAUUUAUUUAUUUAUUUUUAAAUCCUGUCUGUGUCAUGACCCCCUGGCUUAUUUUGCUGAAUGCACUCUGAAUUUGCACGAUGGCUACUAUGUGCAUUUGUAAAUGAUGUGCAACAUGUUCAAUAAAAAAUGUUCAAUAAAAAAUAAAUAAAAAUACAUGCAGCGCGGCUCCACCUGGGCAAGAUGGCGGCCGCGUUGAUGUAGCCGUUUGAAUGCGGCAUCUACGUAUAU